Messenger RNA from Dinoponera quadriceps, 1444 nucleotides. RefSeq lists its product as uncharacterized. The record is from RefSeq and is a predicted model, not a curated record. NCBI's taxonomy places the organism in Eukaryota, Metazoa, Arthropoda, Insecta, Hymenoptera, Formicidae. The transcript has 6 exons. The annotation marks the transcript as partial.
AUUAGAAAGUGUGUCGUCCGGGAUUAUCGUCUAUCGCUAUCCUACCGAAAAAAAUACAGCUCGAUUAGUUCGAUUAUCUUGAUACACACACGAGCGGCGUAACUAAGGUUCGAUCACUUCGCUAAAUUUAUAAUGUAUAGCUUUUUAAUGUAAUGAAGGAAAAUAUCACGCGAAACGUAGAGAAAAAUAUCCCGCUAAACGUAGUUGUUGACAAUCUUGCGACAAUCGUUUCGUCCUUCUUUCAGCCACACAAUUCUCACAUAUGGAUACGUUAAUAUGCAAUAAAUGCUUCGUCCCGAUGUACAGAGGGAAACAGCCAUAUCAUAUAACACAAUGCGGUCACGUUUUUUGUCAGGACUGUUCGCAACAAGCCGAGAAGCAAUGCACGCAGUGCGAAACCUACAACGUCAUAUCAGUACCACUGAAAGAGCCGUUGGCGCCCAUGUUGAGUCCCUUCUUCGUACCGCUCGAGGAAACUCUCGAGAUAUUGCGGAGGGUCGAUGUGUUUCGGACCAACCAAAUGAAAAUAACUAUGAAGCGCUUUCAUGAACUUGACAAGAAAUACGAGAUGACGAAGAAUCAGUAUUGGAUCGCGCGAAAACAAAUGAUCGAGCUCGCGAACAAAUUGAAGAAUAUGAAGUUGGAAAAGGAGAGACUCGACAAGAAACUACUGUUCGCAGAGGUUCCGAGGCAACGGCCUUUUUUAGAGAAUUCUUUUAGAGAGUCCAACACGACGAUGACACCGAAAAAUUCCAGUAUUUUUAUUCGUCCAUCUAGCUCAGGAUAUUCCUCAGAAUUGAUGGAGAUACAAUCUGUCGAUGUAAUCCCCAUGCAAUCGAGAGAAGUCAGGAGACACUACAAACCCGCCGACGGUUUUCGAGUGCCUAUCAAACGCAAAAAUAUUUGGGUGGAAACGAAGGUUCAAGGCAGAGAUACAUUUAUCAUCAUGAUGUACGGACAGAGAGUGGCUUUCUGCGUAAUACUUCUUCUACUACUGAAAAUAACAUAUUUCCAUGUUUUGGGCAAACAGAAUCACUUAAUGCCGGAACAAUGGGAAUUGGAAGAUAUGCCGUUUUUGCCCAUUAUUUUCGCCAAUUCGGAAUAUUUGUCGGAUGGACCGUGCAAGGAAGACACGCUGAUAUUUUUACAUGAUCUACUUAACGGCUCCGCAUGGGCUGUGCAAAUGUUUGAUUCUUCGACGAAAUAUCCGGAGGGUAUAUUAUACGGUCAUACAAGACACUUUGGAAACUUCGAUGAAUGUUACAAUCUGCAAGUUAAUAUCGCGGAAGGAAAUACUAAUAUUCGCGAAAUCAAUGGCAAAUACUGUUUAGUCAAUAUUGAAUAUGAGAAAAAACAUGCAACUUCGAUUCAUCAAAAAGUAUCAAAAUCAAAAUACCACAACGAUACUUUAGAUAAAAGAUAUUCUUUUUGGAAAGUGAUAAAG